AUGGAUAGUACUGAGACCAUCAAAAAGUGUUAUGUCCUGGUCUCCUAUGUAGGAUCUCAGUUUGAUGUGGAAGGUAGCUAAUUUUAAACUUCUUUUACGUUAUAUUUGUCGAGCUAAAGUGAAAGUACCAGUCAGUGGGUAGAUUUUGGGAGGCAAAUUAAGAGGCUGAAUUUGUAAUUAAACAUUAUAUUCUUUCUUGUGGAUACAAGAGGCUGAAAUUGAUUGCAUGGAUAAUGAAGAUGCAUUGAGUAACAGAAUUAUUAUUAGCCUUUGGUGAGAACUAUCGGUGUAAUGGCAAGUGGCAUUACUUCUUGCUACUGAAGCCGUGUUGGUUGAGGCCAUUUCUAUGCAGAAAUAUCUUAGUGUUUUCUUUUUCUAUUCUAGUGUUACGCUAGUUUGUGGGAGGUCUGAUCACACGAAAGAUAUGGAGUUGGAGUGCCGCAUUUUUCAGCCCACGAUGUCUCCUGUGACACUAAUUACUGGAGACAUCAUUACAGGCAAGUGAAUUAGUUACCUUGUAGAAAAGAAAUUUUAUGGCCUGCCAAAUUAAAUUGCUAUUCCUCUUUUGAUGGAUAGGUAAUGUCAGUAAUGUUCAUUAGUAUGUUUGAAGCAUGGAAAUAUUGGCAAGCAACUGAGAAAGGUACUAAUCAGUGAUAUAUUUUGUAGGAGGUCAUGCAGAUAUGCUCUGUAAAAUUGAAUGGGCAGUGACAGAAGGUUGUCUUGCAGCACAAGCUGUGUGUGAGCAAAGG
This is a messenger RNA of Pocillopora meandrina, 749 nucleotides long. Lineage: Eukaryota; Metazoa; Cnidaria; Anthozoa; Scleractinia; Pocilloporidae. The record is from the annotation of a GenBank genome assembly.